Aspergillus versicolor CBS 583.65 is the source of this 1266-nucleotide messenger RNA. RefSeq lists its product as uncharacterized. Lineage: Eukaryota; Fungi; Ascomycota; Eurotiomycetes; Eurotiales; Aspergillaceae. The transcript has 2 exons. The record is from RefSeq and is a predicted model, not a curated record. Bases 1 to 1266 code for a protein of 421 amino acids.
AUGGCCACUGAACUGGUCACCAAGACGAAGACGCGGCGGCUUACGCGCCAUGCCCUUCCAUGCGUCCUCAUGCGUGCAGGCACGUCGAAAGGAUUAUUCAUACAUCGAGAUGAUCUUCCAGCAAGAGAAGCUGACUGGGCUCCUCACCUAGUCUCUGCUCUCGGGUCUCGAGGGAACGACCCCCGGCAGAUAGACGGGAUUGGCGGAGGCAGUUCAACGACAUCUAAAGUUGCUGUUGUUCGUCGCUCGCAGAGAUCAGACGCUGAUGUUGAUUGGACUUUUGUUCAAGUUGCUGUGGGCAAAGAGUCAAUAGAUCUCACUGGUACUUGCGGGAACAUGACCGCAGGAGUGGCACCAUUUGCCCUCCAGGAAGGUCUUGUAAAACCCCUGCAAGGGCAGACCAAGAUGGAUGUCAGAAUCUACAACACCAAUACAGAUCGAAUAGUGAUAGAGACUGUCGCACUAGACGGUACGGGAGACUACGAGGAAGAUGGGAACUUCAUAAUUCCCGGUGUAAACACACCAGGAAGCGAAGUCAAGUGUAAAUUCGUCAAGCCCGUUGGCAGUAUGACCGGACAACUGUUCCCUUCCAAAGGCCAACAACAGCAAAUACUCCGCGUACAGCCAGGCUCACUCAUGCCCAAUGAAGAGCCCUUUGAUGUUCGCGUGACGCUCAUAGACUCUGCCAAUCCCUUUGUCCUCAUCGACACAACUUCCAUACAAACGGCACUCCUCGCAACGAUCCCAUCUGAUUCUGCCCGGAGUGCACUUGUAGAGUCUAUCCGUCGCAUGGGCGCAGUGGCUAUGGGAUUAGCAACAGACGUCGAGACCGCCGGUAGAACUCGCGGUACGCCCAAGGCUGCACUCGUGUACCCUCCAUCCUUCACUCAGGAUUCCGACAGAGCAGACAUUCGGGUGCAGGCAUACUCAAUGGGACUGCCGCACCCCAGUCUACAGCUCACGGGGGCAGUGACUGUUGCCGUCGCACUAAGUUAUUCUAACACAGUCGUUGCGGCACUCUCCACCAUGGCAUCGGUGACCGGAAUCUCCCCACCGACCCCCGAGCAGUCGCCGCCUCCAGAGGACAGAAAGCAGCUUGGACUAGAACGUGAAGUAUCGAUCGAACAUAGUAAGGGGAGUAUCAAAGUGGAUAUCAUAAUGGAGGAGCAUGGAGGCGUGGCUAGCUGUGCGGUCUCACGGACUGCGAGACGAUUGUUUGAGGGGAAGGUCAGGUAUUACGUGCAGGAGGAUAGAGAUAGCUACUAG